AUGAGCGAAAAGCACGAAAUUGAGCAGCAGCCUAGCUCAAGCUUCGUUGCUGGCAGGACUGAAGAAAAAACGACCGGCAAUGUCGAAAUUGAGGAGCAGGUUCACCAUGAGCACGUCGAGGAGAUCUCGCCCGAGCUCGAGGCUCUUCUCCAGACGGACCCCCUCACCGGCUUGACUGACGAUGAGGUCGAGCGCCGCCGCGAGACCUUCGGUCGUAAUGAGCUGAUCGAGAAGAAGCGCCACCCAUUGUUCAAGUUCUUGAGCUACUUCACUGCAGACUGGCCCGAUUUUGGUAUUAUCCUUGCGCUGUUGAUUAUCAAUGCUACGAUCGGUUUCGUCGAGGAGGCCAAGGCCGAGUCGGCUUUGGAUGCCCUCAAGCAGACUUUGGCCCUGAAGACCCGCUGCUGGCGUAACGGACACUUGGUCGAGCUCGACACUGCCGACCUCGUUCCCGGUGAUGUGAUUGUUCUCCGUCUCGGUGAUAUUAUUCCUGCCGAUGGCCGUCUUCUUGGUAUCGGUGCCACUGGUGAGGCCACCGAAGGUGAUCUU
Messenger RNA from Gamsiella multidivaricata, 549 nucleotides. RefSeq lists its product as uncharacterized. The transcript is spliced from 3 exons. Gene Ontology annotation, cellular component: plasma membrane. Gene Ontology annotation, molecular function: P-type proton-exporting transporter activity. The record is from RefSeq and is a predicted model, not a curated record. NCBI's taxonomy places the organism in Eukaryota, Fungi, Mortierellomycota, Mortierellomycetes, Mortierellales, Mortierellaceae. Gene Ontology annotation, biological process: regulation of intracellular pH; proton transmembrane transport. The annotation marks the transcript as partial.